GGGCGCAACUUUCUUAAAGGGACAGGUGGCCCGAAUCCGCGUCCACCUGGGGCCCCGUCUCUGCCUCCCGGCCCGUCCUCCACUUUGGGGGAGAGAGGGGGUUGCAACAGAUCUCUCCGCCCGCCCACGUCUUUUGCCCCAGGCGGGAUUGCAAGUUUUAAUGCACCCAGCCUCCUUUUGCAACUUAAUUCCCUUGGCCGAAAUCACCCUCCCACUGCUCCUCAACGCAUGCUCUCGGGCAUGCAGUUGUUGUCACUGUUGGCAAAGUUUGAAGAGGGGUCCCUACCCCUGCACUCCUCCGCCCCGCCCCCCUCACACACACCCCCCUAGAACCCCGGGGCGUGCAAGGCUCGCGGCUGCUGGGAAACGCCCGCUACAGUCCCCUUGACCCUGCCCUGUAACUGACCCUUGGGGAAAAGCCCCCCGCACGGCUACUGCGCAUGCUCUGAGCUGGACAGCUCCAGAGAGGGAAAUUUAAAAACGGUUCGAGCUGCGACGGCGGCCAAAUUGCGGAACGCGAGGGGCGAGCGCGAGGGAGCCCCCCUCCGGAACCCCUGCCCACCCCCGGAGCGCCGGCAGCGGCGGCCCCGCGAGGAUCGGCUCCAGGAGAUGAUAGAAAGUGACACCUCAUCCAUAAUGUCAGGAAUUAUUCGAAACUCAGGGCAAAAUCACCACCCCUCUCCGCAGGAAUACAGGCUUCUAGCCACCACCAGCGAUGAUGACCUUCCCGGGGACCUGCAGUCGCUGUCGUGGCUCACGGCGGUGGAUGUGCCUCGGCUGCAGCAGAUGGCAAGUGGCCGCGUGGACCUGGGUGGCCCCUGCGUGCCACAUCCACACCCAGGUGCCUUGGCUGGGGUGGCCGACCUGCAUGUGGGAGCCACUCCAAGUCCCCUUCUCCAUGGCCCAGCAGGCAUGGCCCCCCGAGGCAUGCCAGGUCUGGGCCCCAUAACUGGCCACAGAGACAGCAUGAGCCAGUUCCCCGUGGGGGGCCAGCCCUCAUCUGGCCUGCAGGACCCGCCGCAUCUGUACUCACCUGCCACCCAACCACAGUUCCCGCUCCCCCCGGGUGCCCAGCAGUGCCCUCCUGUGGGCCUCUAUGGCUCCCCAUUUGGGGUGCGGCCCCCCUACCCCCAGCCCCACGUGGCUGUGCAUUCGUCUCAAGAACUGCACCCCAAACACUACCCCAAGCCCAUCUACUCGUACAGCUGUCUGAUCGCCAUGGCCCUGAAGAACAGCAAGACAGGCAGCCUGCCUGUGAGCGAGAUCUACAGCUUCAUGAAGGAGCACUUCCCCUACUUCAAGACGGCCCCCGACGGGUGGAAGAACUCGGUGCGGCACAACCUGUCUCUUAACAAGUGCUUCGAGAAGGUGGAGAACAAGAUGAGCGGCUCCUCCCGCAAGGGCUGCCUGUGGGCUCUGAACCUGGCCCGCAUCGACAAGAUGGAGGAGGAGAUGCACAAGUGGAAGAGGAAGGACCUGGCCGCCAUCCACCGGAGUAUGGCCAACCCUGAGGAGUUGGACAAGCUGAUCUCCGACCGGCCUGAAAGCUGCCGGCGCCCCGGCAAACCGGGGGAACCAGAGGCCCCCGUGCUGACUCACGCCACCACAGUGGCCGUGGCGCAUGGCUGCCUGGCUGUCUCCCAGCUCCCACCCCAGCCACUGAUGACCCUGUCCCUGCAGUCAGUCCCCCUGCACCACCAGGUCCAGCCCCAGGCACAUCUUGCUCCAGACUCUCCAGCACCAGCCCAGACCCCGCCACUGCACGCCCUGCCGGACCUCAGCCCCAGCCCGCUCCCCCACCCCGCCAUGGGAAGGGCUCCUGUAGACUUCAUCAACAUCAGCACCGACAUGAACACUGAGGUGGAUGCCCUCGACCCGAGCAUCAUGGACUUCGCUCUGCAGGGGAACCUGUGGGAGGAGAUGAAGGAUGAGGGAUUCAGCUUGGACACACUGGGCGCCUUUGGAGACUCCCCGCUUGGCUGUGACCUGGGGGCCUCAGGCCUGACCCCUGCCUCGGGUGGCAGCGACCAGUCCUUCCCAGACUUGCAGGUGACGGGUCUCUACACAGCGUACUCCACUCCGGACAGUGUGGCUGCAUCGGGCACCAGCUCCUCCUCCCAGUACCUGGGUGCACAGGGGAACAAGCCUAUAGCCCUGCUUUGAGCUGUCAGCCCCACCUGCCCUGGAACCCCGGCACCCGGCUUGGGCAGAGAACUGACUAGAACAGGGUGUUCCCAGAAGGCAGGUCCCUCAUUGUCCCUGAAGCCUCUCCUGGACCUGUGGCGAAGUUGCCGGCUGGACAGGGAAGCGGUUCCCCUCAGCAGCCCCUCUCCUUCUCGUGCCUCCCCCUGGAGCUUCCGGAGCAGUUUCUGGGGGCUCUUCCAAGUCAGAAGGACGGAGGAAGGUGGACAAGCAACCCAGCAUCCCCCGACUCCUUGACACUCCUCCGAGGCCUGAGCCGCAAUGCCUGGCCGUGUUGAGUGAGACUUCUCCAUCCUGGAUCCUGGCUGCGUGACCUCAAUGACCUGCACCCCAUUUUGGGACACCUUGGUGCAUUAAGGAAACACCCUGGGGUGAAAGCCCUUGAAUUCAUCCUCAUGGGAAAUGGCUGAGUGGAUCAAACCUCAGCCGCAGCCUCCGGGGGACAGGCCCAGGGCGGGAAAUGGAGCCGGAGAAGCUUGAGCCUCUCUCUUGGACAGGACAAGCUGAACUCUGAAAUGGGAGCCGGUCCAGGUGGCCUUCAGCCCCACCUUUCCGAUAGUCUGUUAGAAUUUUAUUAGCGCAGAUUCCUGGGCCAUGCCGGGUACCGUGACCUUGUGUAAAUUUAUUUAUAUUUAUUGUGGCCCAUCCACCCCACUUCUGCAAACCCAUCCCGAGGCCUCUGGAAUGGGACUCCUUCUCCCUCCCUCCCUCCCAGCCAUCCUAACUCCUACAGGCCAGAGAAUGACAUCUCUAACUGGCUCGUAAUCCCUUGGCAGCCUGGGGCUACUUUUUAGAACCAGCAAGCACUGUUGAUACUGUGAAACAUCCCAUUUUUUCCGUAUUAGAGACCAGAUAUUUUUCUACCUGUU
This is a messenger RNA of Pan troglodytes (chimpanzee), 3071 nucleotides long. It is a transcript of the gene FOXN4, whose product is annotated as forkhead box N4. The record is from RefSeq and is a predicted model, not a curated record. Gene Ontology annotation, molecular function: cis-regulatory region sequence-specific DNA binding; DNA-binding transcription factor activity. Lineage: Eukaryota; Metazoa; Chordata; Mammalia; Primates; Hominidae. Bases 610 to 2163 code for a protein of 517 amino acids. The transcript is spliced from 10 exons. Gene Ontology annotation, biological process: regulation of DNA-templated transcription. Gene Ontology annotation, cellular component: nucleus.